Molecule: messenger RNA, 1954 nt
Organism: Linum trigynum
Lineage: Eukaryota; Viridiplantae; Streptophyta; Magnoliopsida; Malpighiales; Linaceae
Source: the annotation of a GenBank genome assembly
CACAUGAAGAGCCGUGCACGUUUUUAUUUCAAAGCAUUAACCUGCAUACUCAUAUUGCAUUGAUAAGGGGCAAUGAACUCUUUCUUUGAGAGGGGAUCAUUGCUGCUUUUUCUGCUUUGUGCAUAAAAGCUUUAGCAGAUAGGGUACACUAUCUCACUUUUUCCCCAUAAAUCAUUGACCUAUUGGAAUGGAUUUCUUGGUAAAUAUAUCCUUAGAAAUGGUACAUACUUUCUGGUUCUUACUCACAAUGGUAAAUGCUUUCUGAUUUGUCAUUGUCGCACACAAUGUCCCUUUAUUACAGUAUGAGUUGGUGGAGAACACAUGCAUUUUGCACUAAAUCUGUCCUUUUCAUUCACUCACUUGCUGGUAUAUUUAUAGGUAAUUGAUUCCUGAUAUGCUACAACUGAAGCUUCCAUGGGGAAUUUUAUAGCUCAUAUCGUGCCUGGUUUGGCUUUAACUCUUCUUGGCUUAUGGCACAUCAUCAACACUACCAGGUCGUACUGCAACAACAAAACCUCCACAAGCUUCAUGGUCAAGUUUUGGCACCCUUUUAAUUGUCUUUUUUCCAGGCUCAAACACUUGGAGCCUAUCCUCAUUCUGUCCUUCUCCAUACUCUCAGUUUUGAACCAAAUUUUCAACUUCCCUCUUUUCCGCUUCUCCUUCGAGCUUGUAAACUUGGAACAUGCAACCAUGUUCCUUCAUCUUGCCAUCUUUGCAGGUUUCACCCUUUGCACAGAGAUAACUGAAUCAUCUCACAUCCUGUCUAGUGUGACUGGGAUACUUGCUACUUCCCUCUUUACCCAAGAGCUUUUCCUCCUUCAUUUCCACUCAGCUGACCAUGUAGGUCUAGAGGGCCAUUACCACUGGCUCCUUCAGCUUAUAAUAUUCGUCUCUCUUCUAUCAGCCUUAGCUUCCACUUUUUUCCCAACCAGCUUCCCAGCAGCCCUUGUUCUUUCGGUUUCAGUAGUAUUCCAGGGAUGUUGGUUCAUGAACAUGGGUUGUAUGCUGUGGCUUCCUCAGUUUGUUCCCCAGGGAUGCUUUAUGAAUAUGAUGCAGUCAGGUGGGAACAGCGGUUCUGUAAUUCAUGGAGCAGUCACCUGUGAAUCUUCUUACGCAGAUCAUAGGGCGAGAGCUCUUGCAAACUUGCAGUUCAGCUGGAUACUUGGUGGAAUCAUGUUGGUUACUGGUUGUCUUUGCCUGAAAUCAGUAGGGAAAUCCAGCCAGAGACUGCAGCAAUAUGAGCAGCUUAACACCAGCAGAGGUGGUGAUAGUCCUUCUCUCACCAUUAUCGAGGGCUUUAAGUAAGUCCAUCAAAAGACUGCAUCGUCGAAGCACUAGCUACUCGUAAUCUAGUUAAGAUGGUGAUUAUGAUUGUCAACAGUGUAGAAUGAAUAACUAAGGAUGCAUAUGUAUUGAACAUGUCUUUCAAUGCAAAAAAUGAAUGUCCAGGACUGAUAGUCUGAUACUGUUGGUAUAAAGAUAAAGCUGUCUUAUCGUACAGAAAGUAAAAAGGCCAGUUUAUUUUUGUUUUUUUUAAUGUGUUUGACGGAAGAGGAGAGGAAAGGGUUGCUUUUGCUAGUGCUUUUCCCACUCGUUCUCAAACUCAAUUUGUCUUUGCGUUUAUGGUCAAGAAAGGAACGACCGAACGAUGAGACCAUUUUGGUCGAUGCAAAAUUGUUCUUUAAUACGAACUAGGGCUUGGUCUAAUGGUAAUAUCACUAGUCUAAAUUUGGAGUUUUCAGGUUCUAAUUCUUUAAGUAGUAUCUUAAUAACCACAAAAUGAAAUCUAUAUCACCCUUAUCUAAAAAAAUUGGUCUUUAAUGGUGGUGUACAAAAAGAAUUCAUUUUCAAUUCUAAGUUUUGAAUUCUAUAGAAUUGGAACUAACUAUAACGAUUCCUUGAUUUAUAAAUAGAAAAAUUAUUUUACUAAUUAUAAUAAAAUGAUAUUUUAUUC